UUCGGGGGGGCCCGGAAAGGGGCGGCUCCACAGAGUGACCUUAGAGCAGUCCCCUCGCCUCUCUGGGUCUCAGUUUUCCCCUUCCUAGGGUAGAGUGGGUGAGACAGCCGGGCUUCCCAGAACGCAUCCCUUCCCCCCCACCCUCCCGCGACAUCUACGAACUCCUGUCUUGCCUUUAACGUCUUUUGGAGGAGCUUCCCUCGGGAAACCCGCCCAGGACACCUCUUCCAUCCCCUCCACAGCACGCCUAACGUACCCCAUUUAGAGCGCACACCAAGCCAUUUCAGGCGUGAGCUCAGGCUCACUCUAAGCCCUGAAAGAUCAGGGAUCUAAUCAGUCUUGGAUCUUGGAGACCCAGCACCAGAUGCACCCAGAGCAAGCCCUACCUAGGGACCUCUGGACGCCGACACACCAGGGUUUCAUUCCCGACACCACCUGUGCCUUAGUUUCCCUCGUCUGUAAAAUGGAGCUGGGGUAGUACUCCUUUCAUAGAGUGGAGUGAAGAUGAAAUGAGAUAGUAUCUAGCACUCAGCACACCACAGUUGCCCAAUAAAUGGUGAUUGUUGGCACAAUGGUACUUGGAUACAUGACCUCUGUGCUCCCUCUGCCAGCCCCAGACAUAUGCCUGUAGUCAGGCAGAGGGGACAGCUGGUGGCCAGGGGCCCACAGAUACCUUUUGUGGUGCCCGGUAUGUCUGACCUAGGUGGGAUCCCUGCUGGAGAGGUCAAAAAAGGAGGGCCAGAGAGGUCAGCUGAUUUGACUGAAGUCACACAGCUUGGCGUCCUGCUGGCUGAAUAUCAGGGUGAGGGUACUGAAAGGAGGCAAUCCAGUGUGGCAAUAAAUUAGGCCCCCAAUAGUUUUGCUUAUUGAAGGAUGGUCCUUAGAACAACCCUGGCUGGUUUCCGUGUGUGUGUGUGUGUGUGGCAAUAAAUUAGGCCCCCAAUAGUUUUGCUUAUUGAAGGAUGGUCCUUAGAAUAACCCUGGCUGGUUUCCGUGUGUGUGUGUGUGUGUGUGUGUGUGUCUGUUGUAUCCCAAACCCCCAGUAUUUGGGGUCACAGGCCACAAAGAUUUGUAAUGAAGGGGGGAUGCUUAGAGCCAUGGGUUACUGAGAUCAAGUCCUAAGCAAGGCUGAUGCUUACUCACUGGUGACUUUGGGCAAGGGAUUUCACCCCUCUGAGAUGGGAUGAUAAUGGCACCAGCUCCUUGGGUUACUGUUGAAAACUGUAAGAGAUAACACAUGUGGGAUGCUUAGCAAUUAGCACAGGGCCUUUGGCAUACAGUAAGUGAUCCAUAAAUGUUGAGCAGCAACUUUACUUUUUUAUGGAGUCCACAUGCCCCAGUGGUGGCACCAGUCCUUCCAGGCUGACCCACCCACAUGUACACACCCCCAAUCCACCGCCCCAGUCUCUCCAGUAAAGUAAGCAGCAUGCAUGGUCUCCAAGCCCAUCUCCCCAACUGUAGUCAGAAACGUCCUGAACGUGUCCGUUUUUCUGCCUCAUUUCCAACAACUCUGGCUUGCCUUGCAGAUCCCAUUUCUCUCAGUUGAUGGUGGACAUGUGCCAGGGGCCCACCCCUGAGUCCAGAUGACACUCAUGUCAAUGGCUUCAGUGAUGGCGGUCACUGAACCGAAAUGGGUCUCAGUGUGGGGCCGCUUCCUCUGGGUGACACUGCUAAGCAUGGUGCUGGGAUCCCUGCUGGCCCUGCUGCUACCGCUGGGGGCCGUGGAGGAGCAGUGCUUGGCCAUGCUCAAAGGCUUCUACCUGCUCAGGAGCAAAUUGGACAGGGCGCAGCAUGUCAUCACCAAGUGCACCAGCCCAUCCACAGAGCUCAGUGUCACCUCCAGGGACGCAGGGCUGCUGGUGGCCAGGAACAAGGCCUCUCCAGCCAGUAAGUUGGAGGCCAAAGCAGCUUUGAACCAAGCCCUGGAAAUGAAACGUCAGGGCAAGCGGAAAAAAGCCCACAAGCUCUUCUUACAUGCCCUCAGGAUGGACCCAGACUUCGUAGACGCACUCAACGAAUUUGGCAUCUUCUCAGAGGAAGACAAGGACAUCAUCCAGGCAGAUUACUUGUACACCAGGGCGUUAACCAUCUCGCCCUACAACGAGAAAGCGCUGGUCAAUCGGGAUCGGACACUGCCCCUCGUGGAGGAGAUCGACCAGAGGUAUUUCAGCAUCAUCGACAGUAAAGUGAAAAAGAUCAUGUCCAUCCCCAAGGGGAACUCUGCGCUCCGCAGAGUCAUGGAGGAAACAUACUACCACCACAUCUACCACACAGUCGCAAUCGAAGGCAACACCCUCACCCUCUCAGAAAUCAGGCACAUCCUCGAGACCCGCUAUGCUGUGCCCGGGAAGAGCUUGGAGGAACAGAAUGAGGUCAUUGGCAUGCACGCGGCCAUGAAGUACGUGAACACAACCCUGGUUUCCCGCAUAGGGUCCGUCACCAUCAGCGAUGUGUUGGAGAUCCACAGACGGGUGCUGGGUUAUGUAGACCCAGUGGAAGCCGGCAGAUUUCGAACAACACAAGUCCUCGUUGGACACCAUGUCCCUCCCCACCCUCAGGAUGUGGAAAAGCAAAUGCAAGAGUUCGUACAGUGGCUCAACUCUGAGGAUGCCAUGAAUCUACACCCAGUUGAAUUUGCAGCCUUAGCCCACUAUAAACUAGUUUACAUCCACCCGUUCAUUGACGGCAAUGGAAGGACUUCACGCCUGCUGAUGAACCUCAUCCUGAUGCAGGCGGGCUACCCGCCCAUCACCAUCCGCAAGGAGCAGAGGUCCGAGUAUUACCACGUACUGGAAGUUGCCAAUGAAGGUGAUGUGAGGCCGUUCAUUCGCUUCAUUGCCAAGUGUACUGAAUCCACCCUUGACACCCUAAUUUUCGCCACAACUGAGUACUCAGUGGCGCUGCCAGAAGCCAAACCCAACCAUUCCGGGUUCAAGGAGACACUUCUUAUGAAGCCCUAACUCAAAAUGUGCCCUUGUUGACAAGGGGUGUCCUGAAAAAAAUCAAAAGAAACUUAGGAUUUCCAGAAACCUUGAAACCUAGUUGUCUCUCAAAGUAAAAGAACUUAAACAUUCUUUAACUCCAAAUGUUUUUGGUUUUAGUUAGAAAAGAAAAAAAAAAAAAAAAAAAAACUAAAUUAUUAAGCCUUGUCUCUAUAAUUUAUAAUUCAGCCAAGUUAUUUAUUUUCCUCUUUUGAGCAAGGUUAUGCUGUUGUGAUGUUUGUUAUGUCUGUGCUGUGGGCCACUAUUUAGCCUGGUGGUCCCAGCAUGCUUGAGCAUAAAUGCUCCUUGUGUGACCAGAACUUAAGGUUCUGGAGCAGAAUUUGCACUAAGGUCAGGGAGAGAGGCCAGGAGCCAUGGGUCGAGGCCCAAGAACGCCAUAGGAAGAACUCCUCCGAGUCUCUCUCAAACUGACUGAGAGGUUCUGUGACUUUAACUGGGUAAUCAGCACUCCUGGGAGAACCCUUUCCAAGUUUUGAUAAAUGAUUGAAAGCUUGCUUUCUUACAGGUUUUUGCUCCCCUGCAAAGAGAUUAGUAUUGUGACUAAUUUUUACUGGUAGAGCAAACUUUUGAGGUAUGAAAAUAAAGUAAAUGUUGACAACAUUUCUAGUUAGAUACCUUGCUUGUUUCCAGGAACACUCUGAGCCAUAGAUAUUUUGCAGUUAGUACCAGAGGCAGUUAUUUCUCCAAGUCAAGACUAUUUUUCUCAGUAAGAAUAGGGGAGUGGCCAGCUUGGUUCCCUUUGUGGAUCGAAGCUUCUCUUGCCUAAGUUGCAACAACUCAGACCAGCCUAAAAGUAUCUGAGUUUAUCACCCAACAACUGAAUCAUGCUGCAAAUAGGGUAUUGUGCAAGUUAAGUAGGCAGGUGUCCCCUUACUCCCCACUCUCCGGUUUUCUAUAGGUAGGUGUAAAAGAAUACAUCUGAGGAAAGAUGCCACAUCAGUAUUGAAGCAGCAUUUUUGAUAAUGUAUUAGUGUCAGUUUCUACUGAAACAAGUAAAAACAUUUGACCACAACCAGUACAUGUCCCUUUUGCUGUGCAGUUUUUAUCCACUUAUUGACCCAACUCCCACUUCCCUCAGAUUAACUGUUCAACUUCCCCAGGGGGAGCCAGAAUAGAUUGCCUUAGAGUGGCCUUAUUUUUCUAGCAGCUUAUAAAACAAUCAAGUAUGUUGCAUGUAAUGAGGACACGUUUCCAUUUUAUGGGAGCUCUUUUUCAAUCAUAAAUGGCACAGAUGCCAACUCGACUGCUGCUAUUUUGAGUCAAAAUGGCCAGAAAUCACUGGGUUACUUUCCCAGUGACAGAACCUGUGAUGUUUAACAUUGUUACUAUAUUUUGUCCAUUUGAAUGAUGGCAAAUAUAUACAAAGUGUUGUCUCUUUGAUUUGAGAAUUCAGUUCAUGAUAGUAAUGGGGGCACUAAUGUAGCAAGUAUUUAUACAGUUAUUCAGUUGUUUAAUUAGCACAGUCAUUUUCUGAAAAGUUAAGAAAAAUAAGUAAAAAGAUGUAUGAAGUGGCCCCAGGUAGAAGAUUUAUUCAAACCUUUAUAAAAAUGUUUUCAUACUUAUAUAGUGCCAUAGGAAAUUUCUUAAACCUUAACUUUUCUACAGUCUUGAUUUUAUAAGCACAACAAGGAAGCCUGACGAAGUGCUUGCUUUGUACUGUAGAACAAGAGAAAUCUGCACUUUAGCUAUAUGUGAAAGAUGUUAUUUUAACAAAUUAUUGAUUCUAAUAAAGUAUUUUAUUACAGAAAUGCCUGA
Choloepus didactylus (southern two-toed sloth) is the source of this 4757-nucleotide messenger RNA. RefSeq names its product FIC domain protein adenylyltransferase (gene FICD). The transcript has 2 exons. Gene Ontology annotation, molecular function: protein binding. Bases 1584 to 2960 code for a protein of 458 amino acids. NCBI's taxonomy places the organism in Eukaryota, Metazoa, Chordata, Mammalia, Pilosa, Megalonychidae. The record is from RefSeq and is a predicted model, not a curated record.